Messenger RNA from Phytophthora sojae, 570 nucleotides. RefSeq lists its product as hypothetical. The record is from RefSeq and is a predicted model, not a curated record. The transcript has a single exon. Lineage: Eukaryota; Oomycota; Peronosporomycetes; Peronosporales; Peronosporaceae. The coding region runs from base 1 to 570 and encodes 189 amino acids.
AUGUUCGGUGCGCUCAUUAAAUACGGACGCAUGUUUCUUGACGUUGACGUGAAUUUAGCUUGCUGCAGUAUCGAUCACUGCAGUGCUAUAGCUCGUGCGCUGGAGACCGUCUGGCCGGAAGUGAUCAUUUUGUCCUGUUGGGAACAUCUUCUGGGGCAGGCCAGAAAGCAGCGCUCAAAGCUAGUCGACAAAAGCUUCUACAAGAAGUACGCACUUCCUCAGCUGAAGUGGCUUCGCGAAACGCGCUCCCUAAAUCAAUUUCGCAAUCUCUCGAAGUGCGUUGUGCGGUGGUGGAAGUUAAAAGGAGAGACCGCGUAUGCGGAGUGGCUAGAAGAUAUCUACCUCACAUCGCGAUGGGAGCGGUGGAGCGUAAACAGCAGUCCGAUACCAGGAGUCUUGCCAAUACAGCAGGCCAUUGAGAGCCACCACAAAGUGAUAAAAGAGGUGAUCACAGCCUUUGAGAAGGCCCCGACGAUUCACGUAUUAAACUCUGCUCUGGCCAGACUCUUAAUUCUUGGUUCGGAUACGUUAUCGGACGGCCCUCAGGGUCAUUUCUGCGAAUGUGAGUAA